AUGAGCUCUUCAGUAAUGAGAACUCUUCAGAUUCGUAAACCCAAUUCUCUCCCCGUCUCUUCCUCCGCAACCGCCGCCGAUGAGCCUGGUCUUCUCCGCCGUCGUCUCUCCUCUCUCUCCCUGAAUCUCUCACGCAAACAGCCUUCCGGUGAUUUUCCCAGAUCCAAAUCAGUCUCCGCCAUGGGAGAGCAAGGAGGUAGUAGCUCCUUGAAAGAAUGGUGGGAAUGGAGUUGGUCAUUGAUUCUUUUCAAGAAAUUACCAAUCUUCUUCACGGAUCUUGAGUUUAACAAGGACGGAACCAAAUCAUCGUCGUCGGGUAAUCAACAAAGAGGCGGCUUUGCUCAAGUCUUCUCCAUGCUCCGUCGUUCCUCCGACUCUCUCCCUCUCUCCUGCAAACAAGGACAGCGAUGA
This is a messenger RNA of Thlaspi arvense, 411 nucleotides long. The record is from the annotation of a GenBank genome assembly. NCBI's taxonomy places the organism in Eukaryota, Viridiplantae, Streptophyta, Magnoliopsida, Brassicales, Brassicaceae.